Molecule: messenger RNA, 1020 nt
Organism: Cyphomyrmex costatus
Lineage: Eukaryota; Metazoa; Arthropoda; Insecta; Hymenoptera; Formicidae
Product: leucine-rich repeat-containing protein 23
Exons: 3
Coding region: 1-1020 (339 amino acids)
Molecular function (GO): protein binding
Source: RefSeq, a predicted model, not a curated record
AUGGAAGACGAAAGCUACAAUGAAGAAGAAGCCGGCGAGAAGUUUACUGAAGAGAAAGAUUACUACGAUGAAGAGGACCAAUCCAAAUAUGAAUCAACGAUUUCGUUGGACGAGGCCGAGCGUGAUGCACGCGUGUUGACACACGCCGAGGCCGGUGAGUGUCUUCACAACUUAGGAAAAUGUAUCACGCAGUACGAAUACGCCUAUCUCAGUCUGGACGCCUCGGACAGAGACCUUACGGAUAUCAGCGUGAUAGCGUCCUUCAAACACGUUCGUUACGUGAACGUAUCGGGAAACAGAUUGACGUCAGAAGCACUGCGUGCACUCGAGAUGAUACCAUAUCUGCAGACACUGCGAGCGGACCGAAAUCGUCUGACCAGCGCGGAGUUAAAGCCGAUGUCCUACCUACAGGAGCUCGCUCUGAACUGGAAUAAGCUGACGGAUACGUCCGACAUUUGUCAUAAAUUGCUCGAGCGUCUAGAGUUGAAUCACAACGAUAUUCGUACAGUGAAUAUGGAUCCUCAGAUCCUUGAGAACUUGAGGACUUUGGAGCUACGCGGAAACGCACUCGUUAGUACUACAGGAAUCCGCUGUUCUAAUCUAACGCGGCUCUUUCUGGCCGAGAACCAAAUCGAGAAGAUCGAAGAUCUCGGAGUCCUCAUGAAUCUGAUGACGUUACACUUGCGAAGUAACAAACUCGCGAAUCUAGAUGGUUUCACUGAGCGAUGUCGCAACUUGAAAUAUGUGAAUCUGCGCGACAACGAGCUUUUGAGAAUUUCAGAGCUGAGGAAGUUAGAUUGUCUACCAAAUCUGGAAACGCUUAUCGUCCUGGGAAAUCCUCUUCUGAAAGAAGAAAAAGAAGAGAAGGAAUACAGGCGAAUCAUUCUGGCAAUGCUUCCGAAAUUGAAGAGAAUCGAUAAAGAUCCUGUUCUAGAUCAAGAAAGAAACGAGGCAAAUGAGUUGCUUAAAAAAAUACCAACGAACGAAUCCAAGUUUGAUGACUUCGAUUUGAGAAAUUAA